CAGAGUUGUUCUCAGCUUCAAAGUUCAAACUACACAACGUGAGAGACUCUCUACUGCUUGUGUCUCUCUACUCUCCUUUUCCCUUUCAACCGUCCACCUCCAAAUCGUCAACCCACUCCCUCCCUCUCUAAAAGCAUAUCUCUCUUUCUCUUCAAAACCCUCUGUAAAUUCAGAUCUCUCUUACAAUGGGCAAGACCUCAAUCAUCUUGUACAUAACUAUAGCUCUACUUUUUCUCUUACUAGUAACUCAUACUCCAAAGAAACCAUCAAACCUCCGCAACCGCCGCAUCAAGAUCCGGAAUGACUUCGCCUUCGACCCCCGCCACCACCACCACAAACCGGUGCCUUUUGAUCCUCUUGUUGCUGACAUUGAACGCAAACGUGAAGACAAGGAAUGGGAGAGACAGUACUUGGAAAAUUCACAUCCUGAACUUGUUCAUCACUCGGCUGCUCCUGGUCACGAGUCACAGCCCGAGGGGGAUGAUUUUAUGGAUGCUGAAGAUUAUUUGAAUGAUGAAGAGAAAUUUAAUGUUACUAAUAGGUUGUUGGUGCUAUUUCCAAAGAUUGACGUGGAACCAGUUGAUGGUUAUGUGAGUGAAUAUGAAUUGACUGAGUGGAGUUUGAAGCAAUCUGAGAAGGAAGUUAUGCAUAGGACUAAAAGGGAGAUGGAUGUUCAUGAUAAAAAUCAUGAUGGGCUCAUUUCAUUUGCUGAGUAUGAGCCACCUAGUUGGGUACAUAAUUCAGAUAAAAAUUCUUUUGGCUAUGAUAUGGGUUGGUGGAAAGAAGAACAUUUCAAUGCAUCAGAUGCAGAUGGAGAUGGUCUUCUGAACAUAACCGAGUUCAAUGACUUUCAACAUCCUUCUGACAGCAAAAACCCAAAGCUACUUCAAUGGUUGUGCAAGGAGGAAGUAAGGGAAAGAGAUUCUGACAAAGAUGGGAAGGUUAACUUUCAAGAGUUCUUCCACGGGCUAUUUGACUCUGUGAGAAAUUAUGAUGAAGAAGGUCAUAAUUCAUCACAUCUGUCGGAUGAUUCUGUGGAGGCCCCUGCUAAGAAGUUGUUCAAUGAGCUGGACAAAGAUGCUGAUGGAUUCCUGUCAGAUGUAGAGUUGCUACAUAUAAUUGGGAAACUUCAUCCAUCAGAGCGUUACUAUGCAAAACAACAAGCUGAUUACAUCUUGUCACAGUCAGAUACGGACAAAGAUGGACGGCUAUCAUUGACAGAGAUGAUUGAGAACCCAUACGUAUUUUACAGUGCUAUUUUCAGUGAUGAAGAUAAUGAGUACGACAUACAUGAUGAGUUCCGUUAAUUUUGGCUAGGAUAUUUCCCAUAUAAGAAAACAGCUGUAGGACUUGAAUUCUUUUGUAGCAAGAGUAUAAUGGUUUAUACAUUAGUAAUGGUAAAGUUCUUACAACAUUCACGAGGAUCAUGCACCACAAUUUUCUUUUUUGAUCAUUAUGGAGCCCAGCUCAUUCUGUUGUGAAAUUUACCACUGGAUCAUGAUUGGACUAUCAACUUUCUGGCAAAUAUUUGUUUGAUUUACGUUUGAUUUUUAGAUUUUUAGAUUUUUGGCUUUCAAUUUCUGACAUUUCUAUCUAGUUAACAUGAAUGUAUGUAUCAUAAAAGGCUUGAGCAUCGUUAAUUGUUUAGAGCAGUCAUUUGAACAUACAGUAACUUUGUACACUGUUGAAAAUGAGUUUCAAAAAGUAUCUGGAAGGCAUCUGUUAAACUUACACAAA
Molecule: messenger RNA, 1737 nt
Organism: Populus nigra (black poplar)
Lineage: Eukaryota; Viridiplantae; Streptophyta; Magnoliopsida; Malpighiales; Salicaceae
Exons: 9
Coding region: 186-1307 (373 amino acids)
Cellular component (GO): endoplasmic reticulum
Molecular function (GO): calcium ion binding
Source: RefSeq, a predicted model, not a curated record